This is a messenger RNA of Colletotrichum gloeosporioides, 6825 nucleotides long. RefSeq names its product Reducing polyketide synthase FUB1. Lineage: Eukaryota; Fungi; Ascomycota; Sordariomycetes; Glomerellales; Glomerellaceae. Gene Ontology annotation, biological process: secondary metabolite biosynthetic process; fatty acid biosynthetic process. Gene Ontology annotation, molecular function: phosphopantetheine binding; fatty acid synthase activity; oxidoreductase activity. The record is from RefSeq and is a predicted model, not a curated record. The coding region runs from base 1 to 6825 and encodes 2274 amino acids. The transcript is spliced from 10 exons.
AUGCCAGGAGCGGUCACGGCAAAGUUCCAUCUUCGCGGUGGGAUGCAGAUGUUUGGUAUCAUCCUGAUCCAGAUCGCAAAGGAUCUUGUGAAGCACGGGUACUUCCUGGAAGAAGAUGUCUCUGUGUUCGACGCCCCAUUUUUCUCAAUGACAGCGAAGGAGGCGGCGGGUAUGGAUCCUAUGAAAAGAUUGCUUCUUGAAGUGAGUUACGAGGGCUUCGAGAAUGCCGGUAUCCCUGUGGACACCCUUAUGAACUCCCAAACUGGAUGCUAUGUUGGAUGCAUGACGAACGACUAUGAGCAAUUAUCGACUCAUGAGAUUUACGACAUUGGAGAUGUUGCAGCCUCCGGGAUGAGUGAGGCUAUGACAGCAAACCGAGUGUCUUGCCUGUACGCUCUCCACCUCGCUUGUCAGUCACUAAAGUUGGGCGAGACCAAUAUGGGACUUGUUGCCGGCGUAAACUUGAUCUUGCAUCCCAAUUUCAUGCAUCAACUUUCGUCAAUGCACAUGUUGAGUCCCGAGGGAAUCUCUCAUUCCUUUGACCAUCGAGCAAACGGCUAUGGCAGAGGAGAGGGAAUUGGAUGUUUAAUCGUAAAAAGGCUGAAGGACGCCUUGAGGGAUGGAGACACAAUCCGCGCCGUAAUUCGUGGUACGGGCACCAACGCAGACGGAAAGACGCCUGGCAUCACGCAACCAAGCUCAGAAGCACAAGCGGAUCUGAUCAGGAGCACAUAUCAGGCCGCAGGCUUGCCUUUGUCCGAUACGCAGUACUUCGAGGCUCAUGGCACUGGUACGCCUCUUGGAGACCCGAUUGAGCUCUCAGCAAUCGGCGCCACACUAGGCACUGGUAGAGACCCGGACUCUGGGCCACUAUUUGUGGGUAGCAUCAAGGCAAACGUCGGCCAUACUGAAGGAUGCUCAGGGCUGGCUGGUGUUCUGAAGUCCAUCGUGUGUCUCGAAAAGGGUAUUCUCGUUCCCACCGCUGGCAUCGAGAAGGUGAACCCGAAGUUGAGGCUUACUGAUUGGAACUUGGCUUUGCCUUCAGAAAACAUGUCUUGGCCAUCCAAAGGGCAGCGCAGAAUUAGCGUCAACUCAUUUGGGUUCGGUGGUGCCAACGCUCACGUUAUCCUGGAUGACGCUCACAACUAUCUACGAAAUCGAGGUUUGCUGGGCAAUCACAACACCACCACCUUGGAAGAUGAUUCGUCAGAGUCCGGAAUCAGCAUGGGAUCUGAUUCACCGAGACAAGAGUCGCACAAAAGACUCUUCGCCUUCAGCACCAAAGACCAGACAGGGAUCGAUCGCCUUGGCCCUCUCUUCAGCGACUUCUUGUCAAACAAGGAAGCCACAUCGAACGCAAGAUUUCUGGGCGACCUGGCUUAUACCCUCGCGGGACGCCGAUCUCAUUUCGAGUUCCGAAGCUUUGCUGUCGCAGAGUCCGUGUCAGACCUACAGACCCAAAUCGAGAAGGGCUUACCAAAGUCCAAACGCGCUUCGAAGCACGAUAAUCCGAUCUUCGUCUUCACUGGCCAAGGAGCUCAGUGGCCUGCCAUGGGUAGAGAGCUACUUGACAACUGCAUCUUCCGAACGAGCAUUCACAAGUCGCAGGUCCUACUCGAGCACUACGGCUGCCCGUGGGAUUUGAUCGAUGAAUUAUCAAAGACUGCUGACUCCAAUGUUGAUCUCCCUCAGUACAGCCAGGUGCUAUGCACGGUUCUUCAGAUCGCGUUGGUAGAUCUUCUUCGGGCCUGGGGGGUCAUCCCGAAAGCUGUCGUCGGUCAUUCAAGUGGUGAAAUAGGCGCGGCCUACGCUGCCGGACUAAUUUCUCGCUGCAACGCUGUAAAGGUGGCCUACCUCCGUGGAAUUUGUUCCGCCAAGGUCGCCGAUAUUGUGAGCCCUCGAGUUGGCGCCAUGCUAGCAGCCGGGUUGAGCGAAGUGGAGGCAACCGCAUAUUUGGACCAAGUGCCCCCAGGUUCGGCUGUGGUUGCAUGUGUCAACAGCCCCUCCAGCGUAACACUCUCUGGAGAUCGUGAAUCCAUCUCUCGAUUGUGCGAACUAAUAUCGGCUGAUGGCAAGUUUGCUAGAAUGCUUCGCGUCAAGACGGCUUAUCAUUCUCCUCACAUGAGCACUGUCGCCAAAGAGUAUGUUGAUCGCAUGGGAGUGAUGCUGCCACUUGCCGAUGAAGAUCAAGUUGCGCCCAUGUUUUCAUCUCUCACUGGCAACCUCGUUACCUCUAGAGACCUCGACGGCCCCUACUGGAUGAAGAACAUGUGCGAACAAGUCCGCUUUUCUCAGGCCAUGAGCAAUCUCUUGGAGCAUUCACCAGACGUAUCGAAGGCACGGAAUCGCAAUCGCACGGCAUGGAGCGCCUUCAUCGAGAUUGGUCCCCACGGCGCGCUUCAAAGCCCCGUUGGCGAGAUUGUCAAAGCAAGCCAGAGCAACGCUGCAAAAGAAGCACCGUAUUUCUCUGCCAUUACGCGUGGAAAAAAUGCAGAGUCUACCUCUUUGCAACUCGCGGGACAGCUAUGGGCCUCUGGACACGCUGUGAAUCUUCUUCACGUCAACGGCAUCAUACCUGAAACUUUGCCAAUGGCGUUGCCUGAUCUCCCGUCGUAUCCAUGGAACCACAGCAAGAGCUACUGGCAUGAGUCGACAGUGGCACGUUCAAACAGGUUUCCCUCGGGCCCGCGGACCGAUCUUCUUGGCGUUGCCGUCGACCUGCAGAACCCAAUGGAGCCGAGGUGGCGGAACUACCUGCGAAUCUCGGAAAACCCUUGGAUUGAAGACCACAGAAUCACUGGAACGAUGCUUUACCCAGCAGCUGGCAUGAUCGUGAUGGCCAUGGAAGCUGCUCAACGACUGGCUGAUCCCGAGAGACGCCUCAAAGGAAUCACAUUCCAGAAUCUGAAGUUUGAGCGAGGUCUCGUUGUGCCUUCCAGAGAUCAAGCCGUCCAGACUGAAGUCAGUUUGCGCCCAGACGACUCGAUGCCCUCAACCUGGAGUUUCACUGUCUACUCCACAGUUUCGGUGGGAUCAUGGACUAAGCAUUGCUACGGAUACCUUGCGCUCGACUACGAGAACGAUAAUCGGAAUCGUCUUGGUCCUUCAGAGACAGAAUGGCGAGCCUUCGCUGCCGAGCGACAGGACGUUGAGCAGAAUGCGUCUAAGGAGCUGGACAUGGACUCCUUCUACGAUGACCUUGAGUCUGUGGGUGUUGAGUACGGCCCAACUUUCAGAAAUGUCUUUCAAGCUGCAGCCGUGCCCGGAGAACACACUGCUUGCGGUUCUAUCGCAAUCCCUGACACCAAACGCGUCCGAACCAACGGCCGCGAGACAUCCGGUGACUUGAUCGUCUCGGACGAGGACUGGUCGGCGCCAAAGCUCAUCGUCCGCGACUUUGCCCUCAGACAGGUGACUUCAUCUAGAGAUACAUCAUCUCUGACUAGCGAGUCUGCACGAAGGGCAUGUGCCAAGCUCCGCUGGAAAGAAGACUUCGACUUCAUUCGCGACCCGGUCGCGCUGCAGGAUUCGUCUCCGGUUGGGGUUCUGGAGAGCAACGGGAAAGUGGUAGCAACUGUCUUGCAGCUACUGGAACGACUGUAUCACAAGAAGCCAGACUACAAAGCACUCGUCGUAGUUGCGGAUGCGACAGAGUGGGCUCAAAGGUUUUUGCAGCAUCUACUUCACGCAUCCACCAUUGCCAGUGAGGGAGCUUUCCAAACAUCCAACAGGAUCGCAUUGGCUACAACAACCAAGGACACCAGAAGUAUAGUCGAAUGUCUCCCGAAGGCCUCUCAGCAUGCCACAAAUGCAAAAGAAUGGCUUCCUCAAGAUGAUGAGCCACUCCCGUUCUCAGACGAGAGCUUCGACUUGUUACUGGUUCUCGACGACCACUCCAAUACCAUAUAUAACUCAGCAGGCUUCCAUAGACUACAUGGAGUAUUGCAGCCGAAAGGCUACCUUGGCGUUAUUGAGCCUCUUGUCACGUCUGGCUCAAGUAUGGGCACCGUGGGAGAAAUCCCCUCUUCUGACCUACAGACAAGGGUCACCAUUUCUGACGCAGAGUCAUGCCGUGCUCUUGCUCUCUCGCAGAAGCCUCCUGCAUUGAACCCCACGACCUUUCCAGAGCAUGUGUUUCUACUCCAGAGACCUGGUUCGGCUCUGUCUCAGGAUCUGCACGCCAUGUUAAUGAGUCGACUCAACGCUCUUGGUUGCCAAACCCAUUCAGCCACGCUGGAGCAGGUUCAUGAACUGCGAGGGAAGCAUGUCAUCUCGCUUCUUGAGAUUGAAUCUCCACUCGUGUAUUCCUGGACCUCUGAAGAGUUCUUGCAGUUCAAGACACUCGUCUCUAGUGCUAAGCACCUGUUUUGGGUGACGCGUGGUGGAGAACUGCAGAACUGGGAUGGCGGGCUUGAGUUCGCGCCAUCCCAAGGACUUCUCCGAGUGAUGCGCACGGAGUAUUCUCACAUCACCUUGCCACAUUUGGAUCUCAGCAGAGGUGGCCAUCUCCCUCCAGAAGCAACUGCAGAUCUCAUCAUGAAUAUCUGGCACGCAUCCAUCGCGGAUGAUCCUUCGCAGCUUGAGCUGGAGUACGCAGAACUCAACGGGGCGAUCUUCGUGCCCAGGUUCGAUGAAGACGAAGGUAUCGAUAUCGACUUGGGUCCAAGAGACCAAAGGCUCAAGCCAAUUAUGCAGGCUCUGGGAGUUGAUAACUCACGCACUCUCUCCCAGCAAGACCACCGCCUUGUUUGGGUUGAUGAUGACAUCUCGGCGUCUCUCAGCUCAUUAGAGAUUGAGAUUACUACUGAGUACUUGGCUGUCAAGAAGAGCGGUGCAGAUUCUUCGGAGGGCCAAACGUCUGUUGUCUCAGCCAUGGCCAUCACGGGCACUAUUGCUGCGGCUUCACCGGAGGUCAUGUCUGUUCACGUUGGACAGCGUGUGAUUGCCUUGCAUUCAGGUUCUUGUCAUACGAAGCCUCGGGUUCAAGAGUCACUGGUAAGAGUCUUACCUGACAUCAUGCAACCCGAAGAGGCCUGCGCAACUAUUCCUGCUUUAGUUGCGGCGCAGUAUGCGUUGUCCCACGUCGGAAGACUUGAAGAUGGACAGAAUGUUCUGAUUCAUGGAGGAGAGACGUCCGUCGGUCAGAUGGCUGUCCAUCUUGCACGCUUAUUGGGGGCGACUGCUUUUGUGACUGCGGAGGGUGCUUCCGAAAGCCAAAACCUGACUCAAGCCCUCUGUCUUGACUCAACACGCAUCUUCGAAGACAUUUCAGACCAUUGCAAGAAGUCAAUAUUGCGACAGACGGAUGGACGAGGUGUAGACCUCAUCGUAAACUGCCGCCAGGCUCUCCCGACCUCAACAUGGUUCGAAUGCCUGGCAGACUUCGGUUUCUUCGUAGACAUCAGCGGAGAGAAUGCUUCUCAUUCAGUCAACACAAGCCCGGCCCGAAAUGCCACAUUCGUCAUGGCCGACUCAUCUCAACUUCUUCAAGCGAAGCCGGCACUUGUAAGCAGACUGUUCAAGAGCGCUUGCGAUCUCAUCGAGAGCGGUCAGAUCAGUCCAAUGAUUCCAAGUGUCAUACGGACUGUUGCCGAGUUCACCAACAUUGGAGAGGCUGGCCCCAGAGAGUUUGUUCUUCGAUUAGAUCCAGGCGACAAGGCCCUUGUUGCCCCAUCUCGGCUCCCAGAACUCAGACUGGACAGUGACGCUACGUACAUCCUUGCCGGUGGUCUCGGCGCUCUCGGCCUUCAGAUUGCUGAGAUGAUGCUCGAGCAUGGCGCCGGUCACGUUGUGUUCCUUUCACGAUCAGGAGGGGACAAGGCCCAGGCCGAGCUCGGCGCCUUCCGCAAGCGAGGGUUGAAAGUGGACGCAUUGAAGUGUGAUGUCUCUGAACCCUCUCAAGUUGAAGCUGCGGUCAAGGCCUUGAUGCAAAGUCAACGUCGCAUCAAGGGCGUCAUUCAGUGUGCCAUGGUUCUAGAGGACGCCAUUUUCGAGAAUAUGACAUACGAUCAGUGGCAGAGGUCGACACGGCCUAAGAUCCAAGGUACCAUGAAUCUUCACAAUUACAUGCCGAAAGACGUAAACUUUUUCAUCCUUCUCUCUUCCAUCACUUGCGUCAUCGGCAAUGCAGCCCAAUCGAACUACGCCGCCGGCAACACCUUUGAGGACGCCUUUGCCCACUACCGCCGAAGCAAAGGACUCGCUGCAACUGCGAUCGACGUUGGUCUUGUCACUAACUCAGCCCACUUUACCGGAGACUUUGACAUGGAUGCCUACCUCCAGAUGUAUGAGCAUCGUUGGGAUGGCCUCCAGACAACCCAAACGGAGCUCGACAGUGUCCUGAGGGCAGCCAUGCGGGGUCGCACCGCCGACGGCCGGCGAAUCGAGCCCCAGAUUGUUCUUGGUCUAGGAAGCUCCAUGCCAAUUGGAGCAGCCUGGACCAGAGAUCCCAAGUUCAGUCAUAGAGUCAACCAUGAUGCGUCAGCUAGCUCUGGCGCCUCGGAAAGCCAGCAGUCAGCCUCAGAAAGGAUAGCAAAAGCCGAGACCUUGGCUGACGCCGCGCUCAUCUUUGAGGAUGUCCUCAGGACAUAUGCUGCGCAAGUCAUGGACAUUGCUCCGAGCGAGGUGGAUCCCGAAAAAGCAUUUUAUGACUUUGGUGUGGACUCCUUGAAAGCCGUAGAGCUUCGCAACAGGAUCUUCCGUGAUCUUCAGUCCGACAUGUCCGUGUUUGAGUUGUUGAGCCCAUCACCGCUGUCCAAGCUGGCGUUGGAAAUUGCGAGCAGGAGCAAGUUGACGACAAACUUGACAGAAAAGGCCGGUGCUUAG